Molecule: messenger RNA, 336 nt
Organism: Trichoderma breve
Lineage: Eukaryota; Fungi; Ascomycota; Sordariomycetes; Hypocreales; Hypocreaceae
Exons: 1
Coding region: 1-336 (111 amino acids)
Source: RefSeq, a predicted model, not a curated record
AUGUUCAAUCGGCCCUGCACAUAUACUAGGUUGCCGGAGUUGCCUGAACUAUGGGGAACAGGCUCUCCGAUCUUAGGGUCUUACUCUCAUUUGAACAAAUAUCCGACCGGACCCCUCCGCUUUCUCGGUUUCCAUGCUACGAAAAGCCAAGGCGUCCAGGAAGUGCCUGAGCCUCGCGAGAAAGCUUUAGGUUUCUUUGCAAAGCCAAAGGCAGAUGGAGACGAAGACGAAGACGAAGACGAAGACGAAGACGAAGACGAAGGAUUACACGAAGAAUUGGACGAAGAAUUGGACGAAGAAUCAGACCAGGAUGGAGGAGGAUCUGGUGAUGUGUAG